Messenger RNA from Drosophila sulfurigaster albostrigata, 4274 nucleotides. RefSeq names its product insulin-like growth factor-binding protein complex acid labile subunit. Gene Ontology annotation, molecular function: protein binding. The record is from RefSeq and is a predicted model, not a curated record. NCBI's taxonomy places the organism in Eukaryota, Metazoa, Arthropoda, Insecta, Diptera, Drosophilidae.
UAAGAUGUUUCAGUUGAAUUCGCAAUGCAGUCGCGACAAGUUCUAGUCCUAGUUUUAGUUAGUCUCACAAUUUCUGAUGUACGCACAAAAGAUGUUCAGGAAUGCGAAGAGUUAUCCCAUAAGAACUAUGUUUGCUAUGAGAUCGAGAGCUUUGAGCAACUGCAGCAUUAUGUGCAAGAGGAUUGGCAAAGCGUGAAAAUUGUCAACGGUCACAAGGCCAUCGAAACUGAUGACCAAAUUCUGGACAAGAUGUCGAAACUGCGUCAACUGGAUCUAUCGGAGGCAGGAGGAGUGUCGCUGGGCGAACGUGGCUUGAGAGAUUUAAUAGCACUGCAACAGCUCAACUUAUCACACAAUGAAUUGGAUGAGCUGCACGCUAAGCACUUUGCUGACAAUGCGUCUUUGGUCAGCUUGGAUGUCAGCCACAAUGACUUGCAGUUCAUUGGACGCACACUAAUGAAGCAGCUGUCAAAUCUCGUCUACGCCAACUUCUCGAAUAAUGCAAUAGCCAGCGUCGAGCCGGAUGCCUUCAAGGGGCAACUGUACUUGCAGCACCUCGACCUCAGCACCAAUGAGCAGGAGAACAUAACCAUUGGCAGCAAUGCCAAUCUGCGUUAUUUAUCCAUCAGCAACAACAAUGUGCGAGAUUUCCCUUGGUGUCGUCUGCGUGGAUUGCCAAAGCUGGAAGAGCUGCAUUUGCACAGCAAUUGGCUGGAGACGCUGGACAUGGCCAUCUUCUAUUCCCUGCCUCGACUUCGAGUGCUCAACGUGUCGAACAACAACAUCUACACAAUACAACGGAAUCUAUUCGUGGGUCCAGCGCCUGAUUUCACUCUGCUGCAAGUGCUCGACUACAGUGCAAAUAAUGUGAAAGUGUUGGAGGAAGAACUCUUCAACAGGUUGCAACAUCUGGAGUCACUUGAUCUGCACUACAAUCAAAUAUCAAAGAUCUCUGCAACUGCUUUUAGAGGUCUGACCAAAUUGAAAUCGCUGCACUUGCAGGACAACAGUAUUCGACAGCUGCCCGAUGGAGUUUUUGGCUAUUUGACUUCGCUGCAGUUGCUCGACGUGAGCAAGAACAACAUCAAACAAGUGUCGGCAAAUGUGUUUGGCGACCGAGUGUUGCGGCAACUAAUUCAGCUUGAUUUAAGUCACAACAACAUCGAGCAACUGCAUCCGUUGGCCUUCUCCUCGCUGCCGUACUUGCAACAGCUGCGCUUGGGGCGCAACAAGUUGAUUUCUCUAGACAUUCGCAUGGUUGCCCCACUGCGUCGCCUGCAGCUGUUGUCGCUGAGUGAGAAUCGCCUGACGGAUAUCGAGCGGGAUGUGCUCGACACGCUGGACAAAUUAAGCGAGCUGGAUAUCAACAACAAUCAGCUAACCUUUCUGCCUGCCACCUUGGAGCUGCCGCAGCUGCGUCGCAUCCGCAUCGAGGGCAAUCCCUGGCAGUGCCUCUGCCUCGACGAGCUUACAGCCUGGCUGCAUGGCCGUGGCGUGAGCUAUGCGAGUGCCAACAGCGCCUACUACAGUGGCCGGAAAGCACUCUGCGUUGUCACGCCCCUUGGACAAUGCAUCAGGGACUUGGAGGCGGUGCGCGCGCACCGCAUUGUUGAGAGCUAUGAGGAGAUUUGAGGUGGCUGACGAUGGAGCCAUAAAUCAAUAGCACUAAAUGCUAGUGGAGACUCUAAGUCAGGAUGGUUGGAGGUGGGAGGUUGGAGUGUUGUGGCCUUCGUAAAUCACAGACAAAUGAAUGACCAUCAGGCGCAAAAGUUUUGCUGGCCAAAGUAUUUGGCCAACUGUCGUAAAACAAUAAAACAGAAAGAAGCCACACAACAAACCGGAAGUGGGGGGAGUGGAAAGUAGGGGGAGAGGGAAAGCAAUGGCACAGAUUUUCAAAUACUUAACACCACUUAGGCGAACAGUUGGACAAAUGACAAUGACACAGAGAGGAAUGGAAUGAAAUGCUUCACACGACAUUCUCGAUUGUCGAGCGUAAUUUAACGUAAGAAUUUUUAUUAAAAUUGUGCGAUUUGUUUUGAGGCAGUUUGAGGCCUGAGGUAGUCUGAGCUGGCCAUGACUUAAUGAAUAAAUGAUUGAUUGAAUGGGUGUCAGAAUGGGUGUCAGAAGAAGAAGAAGAGCAGCAAAGGAAGCUAAGCAAACUUCCGGCGGACGCGAGCGGAAAAAGCGUGGAAAAUUGAGCUGUGGGAAUUGUUAGUGAAUUUUGAAGAUUGCGCAAUUGCGAGUGAGUUGAAAAAUCAGAGAAUGAAUAAUGAAUAAAUUAUACAGGUAAAUGGCGCUAAAAUGCCGAUUUAUGAUUUAACAUAAGCCAAUCGAUUAAUUAAUAAUGCUGACACACAAAAAUGUGUAAAUUCACUUAAUACGAGUAGAAAUAAAAUUAAUGAUUCACUUUUCAAAUUUAUUUGCGCACUUUCGAGGCGUUUUUCGCAUUUCCGCACUUUUUGAUUCUCAUAAAGCAAAUAUGCAGACCGUGAAAAGUAUUCAAAAUGAAUAACUAUGCUCAGGUCACACGCACACACUCAUACUCACACUCACACUCGCAUUCACAUUCACAUUCACGAAUUCACAUUGGCAGGCACUUGUUGGUAAAUAAGUAGUUCAACUUCAACAUAUUCACGCAACUGCAUUGAAAAGCCAGCACAAGUAUUCGAGGCAUUCACACGCACAGGUGACAAAAGCCGACACCAAUGCGCACAGACAAAGCCAUGAGCCACGAGCUGUAGUUGGAGCCUUAGCCAGGACAUGGAAUAAGGACACAGAUACGCACUGCGCUGAAUGCGGCAAUUAUGGCAAGCGAGCGAGCUAGCUAGCAAGCGGAGCAGCCGCCAGGAAUGAAGUGAGAGACAGGCAGCUUAACUUGCCUGCUUGCCUAACACACACACACACAUACAGACAAAAAGGAUGUUGGAUCCUAGCAACUCGACAGCGACAAUAAAAGUUCUUUAUGCCGUGUCGAGGCUAGCCGGAGAUUACAGCUAAGCAGUGAUGUUUUCUUUCUUUCUGCACUUCGUUAUGUGGGUCUCAUCAAAGUUUGCUUGCACAAAAAUGUUAAUUUAAUUACAUUACAUUUUUGGUGCGGUUCUUUUUUGUCGCUUUCGCUUUCGGGUUGAAAUUGUUCAACACCUGGUUGAGUUCUCGGUUGUCCCAAUCAUUGCAAGUCAAAGGCGUAAACUUUUUCCACAGGUUUUCCACAGGUUUUUGGGCAACAAUUUUCUUAUGAAUUUUGCGGUCGACAGCAAUGCUAAGAAACCUGGACAAAGUCCUUUCAAUUAAUUUAGGUACAAAGUUUUGUUUGCACAAUUUGAUAACUGAAAACAGCAGGCGUUCAUUUCGUCUCGCUUCGAUGUCUUCUCCCUCUCUCUCUCUCUCUCUUGCUUUGCUUGACACACUUGUUGCACACAGUGUGGCAAAUAUUGAACCCUCGUCAAAAUGAAAUGACGUUCAGUGCUGUCAGAGACAUCACAGUCCCAUCAAUUUGCUGGCCUAAGUUUUGUCGUUGUUCAAACAUUGGAGACUUUAAAUUUUACCAUGCACGUUCAGGUGCACAUUGCGUAUGCGUAAUAUUUUCUAAAUUCAAUAUUUUCUCUCGCUCUCUGCUUUUGAUGUGUGUGAAGUGCUUUUUGCUGCUGUCUAUGCUGCUGCUGCUGCUGUGGUGUGACUCUCAAAUCGGAAUUAUCGAGUGGCCUCUUGGCCAGCCCAAUUUUCAUUUGCAGCAUUUCGAAAUUAAUUGCGUUCAGAAGCUAAUUACAUUUUUGUGGCUCCGCAUUGCACCACACUUUAUGUCGCAAUUUAUAUUAAUAUUUGGCAAAUAUUUUACAAUUUUUACUGCAAUUAGCAUGACAAUUUUGUAUGCUGUUUAAAUCCCACAUUCUAAUGCAACUAGUUUACGGCCACAAAAAUGAAAAUCAAAUCGCAAACUAAGCAUCAUGCAAAUGCCGGAUUUGAAUCCGGAUGUGGCACAGACUCCACUUGAAAUAACAAUACACAUUUUCGUGGUUCGUGUGGUUCUCUAUGCAUUUGUAAUUAUCCCACAGUUGCAGUUAUUGCAUUUGAUUUUGUGGCCAUCGCUUCCCUUGUGGGCAAGUCUUUUCCCUCCAGAGAGUUCUGCAAUCACGCUCUAUUUAGUAAGGGAAGCUUUACCUGUUUAGUCAAAUGAAAUCAAAGUGGGGAAUGAAGUUAAACUGAUGUCUUUUAGUAUUAAAAGGUAAUUUCCAUCAAUUCGAUAAGGAUUUGCAUAUAUCUUUAACAUUAGAAAG